Messenger RNA from Nematolebias whitei (Rio pearlfish), 613 nucleotides. RefSeq names its product polypeptide N-acetylgalactosaminyltransferase 11. Gene Ontology annotation, biological process: regulation of Notch signaling pathway. The record is from RefSeq and is a predicted model, not a curated record. Gene Ontology annotation, cellular component: Golgi apparatus. NCBI's taxonomy places the organism in Eukaryota, Metazoa, Chordata, Actinopteri, Cyprinodontiformes, Rivulidae. Gene Ontology annotation, molecular function: Notch binding.
GAUCUGGAUGUGUGGCGGACAGCUCCUUAUCAUCCCGUGCUCCAGAGUGGGACACAUCUUCAGGAAGAGACGUCCCUAUGGCUCCCCAGGGGGACAGGACACCAUGGCUCACAAUUCUCUGCGGCUGGCACACGUGUGGAUGGACGAAUAUAAGGAGCAGUUUCUGUCCCUGCGUCCUGAGCUGCGUGAGCGCAGUUAUGGCGACAUCAGUGAGCGCACAGCGCUCAGGAAGCGGCUGCAGUGCCGCUCGUUCCGCUGGUACCUGGACACGGUCUACCCCGAGAUGCAGGCUGUCGCCAAUGGCAACAAACAGCAGGCACUGUUUGUCAACAAGGGCCUGAAGAGGCCUAAAGUCCUGCAGCGAGGACGGCUCCGUAACCUAGCAACCAGCCGCUGUCUGGUGGCCCAGGGCCGUGUCAGCCAGAAGGGCGGGGCCGUCGUCCUGAGACCAUGUGACUCAAGAGACAGCGAGCAGGAUUGGACCUAUGAUGAAGACGGGCAGCUGGUCCUUGCAGGUCUUCUGUGUUUGGACGUCUCAGAGGUCAGAACUUCUGACCCCCCCAGACUGAUGAAGUGUCAUGGCUCAGGGGGGUCACAGCAGUGGAGCCUGGGG